Molecule: messenger RNA, 264 nt
Organism: Clunio marinus
Lineage: Eukaryota; Metazoa; Arthropoda; Insecta; Diptera; Chironomidae
Source: the annotation of a GenBank genome assembly
AUGAAGAAUUCACCUCAACAUUCUUCAACAGUAAUUGUUGAGCGGGUAAUCAUGUACAACGAUAUUGAUAACAACUUCAAUUACCUUCUCAAAAUGAGUUGCCAGUUAUGGCUAAUAAAUUUAAUUCCUUCUGAAGCAAAUUACUGUCAAGAACAGAAUUUAAUGUUUGUCAUUUUGUCUGUUUUCUCUUCGACAUUGGCUGAUCACUUGAGUGAGGCUUUUUUUUUUGCUAGUGGUUGGUUAGGCGACGCCGAGAUCAAGUAG